CAUCGGUGCAAGGGAUGGAGCUUCCACCGACGCAUUCGCCCGAGUCAUUUUUGCUUCAAGCAACACCAAUGACAGCCUUGUCUAUCCGUCGUGGAGAAGUUUGUGACGCUGUAGUUGCUGCUGAUGAAGGCAUGGCCAUUGUCUGGCAGUUCCAUGUUCUCUCGCAUGACGUGAACUUUCGUGUUUUGGUCGAUGGCAUUGAGUCCCCAACCUUCACCAGGCGAAUUGACAAGAUGGAUGGACUUGUGGAUGGCACGCUCGAACUCAAUGGACGGGCAAGCUCGGUUACUUUGCAAUGGGACAACUCUUACUCGAUGUUGCGUGGCAAAGACAUCCAAUAUCGAGUGAUGGCAGUGCCGACAUCCACAUUGCACGUCGCUCGCGAGGCCGCCAACGAGUACCACAUCAAGUAUAAUCAUCCAGUUCAAAUCGCGAGCCGGUCGCAUCACCACCAUUCUUCAACAGUUUCUCGUCCACAAUCGAUGCCUACUAUUACAAAGCUCCGAGAUGAAUCUACGUCAACAGCACACGACCUGUUAACUCAGAGACUCGAAAGCGCCGUGGUGGAUACUGUAGCUGUGUUCAUGGCACAACCCAAUACUCCAUUACAUGCCGGCUCCGCAAGACCGUUGGUUCUCGCCCUCGAAGCAAUACUGCGGUGUGGUGUCAAGCCCACGAUGUCCUCCCAUCCACCAGAAGAACACUACUUUCGCUUCCUGAUCGAAGCCAGGAACGUCCUUCGAGAGGACAUGGCCGUCGUGUCUGACGCGGAAUUGUUCCGGCCGCCGCCCUUUAUGCGGUACUUGGGCUGGGGCCGCGCACGUGCGUUCCUCUUCUUUGCUCUCAAUCGCCACGUGCUGCACCGAGCACUCGAAAACCUCAUCAAACGGCACAGCCUCGUCGACCGGUAUUACGACUCGUCGACGGCACUGCUCGCAAACUACGCCAAAGCAAAGCGCGCCAUCGCGUGCCUCAGCGCCCUCUACGGCGUCAGCUUCAACCUGACCCCGUUGAGGGACGACUUGAACGCGACUGCAGCAUCGUUUCCCCGCAACCUGUACCAAACCCACGCAUGGGAGCCUUUCUUAAUGGACCAACUGGCCCUGGCAGACGGUGCCGGCGACGUGGCGUAUUUUCAAGGCACCACCAACAUGGACGAUUUCACAUCCAUUCAAGACUGCACCCCUGCGAAAUAUCUCUGUUUGUCGACUCCAACGAUUGACGUGACCGUCCCUCGUGGCGAUCGGAUCUGUAUUCCGCUCAACAUGCACGAUCCGACGGCGCUGGUGGCUGUACUGCAGCUUCGCGUUGUUAGCAGCAGCGUGCUCGUCGGGUUUGGGCUCAAGUUGUCGAAUGCCGACGUAGCCCCCCUCCGGAUCGUCGAGGGAAGCCCGAAUUGGGUUGAGAUCAUCCUUCGUCUGGAGUAUCCGAUCUCUGACCUCCAUUUCGUGUUGGACAACUCGAGCUCGCUGAUUCGAGCAAAAGCAGCGACAUAUCGCCUGGUCGUGACUUCCAGAGAGCGCUAUUCGAGUGCCUGGUCGUCGUGUGCCGAGGUGGCCCACGUCAUUUGCUGGAAACACGUCAUUCAGCGGUCUUUGGAUUGGAGUGCAAAGCACAUGGAAGCCAUACAGGACGAAGAGAAGCGGUGGCUGGCGCCAACUCAUCCGCCACCGACAUCAACGUCGUUGACAGAUUCCGUCACAUCGUGGCUUGGGUCGAUCCUCUUGCCAAAUACCGUUGCUUGUGCGCAAUGCAUGGAGCCAUUUGCACUCUUUCGACGGCGCCAAGAGUGCUCGAUUUGCCAAAAAGGAUUUUGUUUGGCUUGUUCGAGGCACAUUUGGGCCGCAAAACCAGUGUGCGAUCGGUGUUACCUACGUGAACUCGACAAGAAGCUACUGCAAGAACGCGCGAAAGCAGACAAUGCUCGGUCAAACAACCCGGCGCUGGAUGCCCUGCGCCAAAACACGACCUACGACAAAUACUUCAAAAUGCUGUCGUUUGGUGUGCCUCCUUCUGCCAUCGGUCAAAAGAUGCAGCAAGAUUACAUUCCCCAAGACAUUGUCGACAUCUUCGUCUCGGGCCUUGAUGGUGCGCCUUCCACCCUCUCACGUCCUACUUCGACACCAUCGACCGGAGGAGGGUCGCGACCACAGCUCUUGCGCAAAAAAAGCACCCUCCGCAAGCUGCACUGGACUGCGCUGGAUGCGACGACCAAGGGGAAGGCGACGAUUUGGAACCGCGUCACGGCCAAACGACGCCAUGCGCCGGUGGCUCUCUCUGGCGCCGACAUGGACCGUGUCAUGGCGUAUUUUGGAGAAGCCACAGCGACGGCGAAACGAGCGCUGCCGUCGACGAAAUCCAGUGGAAAAUUUCAGAGUGCCUUGGACAGCCGUCGCACCAACAAUAUUCACAUUGGGUUGAGUCGGUUUAAGUCCAUGGGGCCGUCCGGACUUGUGGCGGCACUGCGCGAGUGCAACCUAGACCUUCUCACGCCAGACGUCUUGCAAACGCUGUUGGAAAUCGGCCCGACACCGGUCGAGUUGAAGCGGUACAUGAAUUUCCGAGGCGCAGUGCAUAAGCUCGACGAAGCCGAGCGCUUCCUCGUCGAUAUGGCCAAGGUCGCACGUGUGCAGGAGAAGAUCCACGUGAUGCUGUUUGUUCAGCAAUUCUCAACAUUGAUCGACGAGCUCAACGACCGGCUGCGCAUUCUCUCGGUGGCGUGCCACCAAAUUCUCAGCAGUGAGCGCCUUCCCCGCUAUUUUGAAGUUAUCUUGGCGCUGGGCAAUGUGUUGAAUGAAGGGACCGAGCAAGCUAACGCCUCCGGCGUGACCCUCGCGUCACUGCUAAAGUUGUCCGAGACGAGAUCUAUCGACCAGAGCAUGACGUUGCUGCAGUUCCUCAUGCAGCUCAUUCAUGAGCGCGGCGAAAUGGAUUUGUUUCACGUGAUGGACGAGCUGGACAUGCUUGACGCCGCCAAGCGGUUCUCGAACGUACAGUGUGUGUCGCAAAUGGCGCUCUUGCAAAAGCAACUCGCGCACUUGGUCCAUGAAGUGAAGGAGGAAGACACAAUCGAUCGGAUGCAGUUUGAAAAGGCUCAAGUCGACGCGCCACGAAAGCAACGUCAAAGUAACGUCGUGCCGUCCACGAGAGAUCGGCCGAUGGCGCUUGAAGGUGGCCACCAAGCCCUCAUGGCAGCGCUUCGCAAACGCACCAGCGUUUCCUCGGACGACGUCACCGCCUCUGACAAUGGCGCAACGGACAUGCCCCUUCCAGCUGAUCGCAACCACUUGCUUCCAUCAUCACAAGAAAAGCCUGUCGAACCAACCAAGAGUCGUGGAGCGUUGUUUGCAGCUAUUCGCAACCACGGUGAGGUGCGGAGAGGUGAAACUCGACUGAGCGCACCGCUUCCAACGCGCUCUGCCGCCGAGACGAGCUCCACACCAACAAACAAACCAACAGUGGCGCAACAACCACCGCAUCGUCCGAACAACUCGGCAUUGCUCGCAGCUAUUCGAUUAAGGCAGCAAGAGGAUCCACCUAAAACGCAAGAAAACUCGUGUCACGUCCUUGCAAGGAAUUCCACACCGCCAAUGACCAAGUCCAUUCUCUUGGCAGAGAAUCGACCAUGCCACUUGCCCGAGCCAGCAAUUCCUGCUGUGGCUGGACGGCAAGAGUUGAUGGCAGCUAUCGCUUCCAAGAAACGACCAGCGUUGGAUGACCAAGUUGCCACCAAUGCCCCGUCGACAGUCGACGUUCGGAGUCGUUCUCAACUGGAGACGACGAUAUCGUCGCCACGUGAAUCGCCGCAUGCCGCCACGGAGUAUACGCCAAAUGCGUUUUUGCGCACGAUGGGCCCGCACGUGUCGCGAAUCAAACACGAGCUGAGCGUCGUCCAGGACAAACUCGAGUCCAUGACGGAACACUGGCAUGAAGUAGCAGUCUACUUGGGCGAGAGUUCGGCGACCCCGUCCGACUAUGCGCUUGGACUGCUCCAUCGGUUCAUGCUCGACGUCAAGCUUGCAUACCGGGCCCUUGUGUCGAAAGGUGUCAUUCGUGCCACGAGCAUCGGGUCAUCUACAAACGUUGGCGACCGCAUCGCGACUGUCCUUGGCGCCGCCACCGUCCUGGCCCAGCGCCAGCGGAACUUGGAGGUGACGUUUCCGUGGGCCAAAGUCGCGUAUCUCCAGCCCACAAGCGUCGUUCGACCCGGUGACCGCGUCGUGUGCCGCCAGUUUGGUCGAGGCAUUGUCACCGCGACAAGGUAAAUCGCAUUGGGCACAUGGGUUGACAUUGUGAUGUCGACUCGGCGCCGUUGUAGGUAUGCUGUCGGGUGCGUCGACGUCCGCCUGACGUUUGGCUAUGCCGUGUUGUCCGUGGAUCAAGUUGUUGGGAUGGACCACGUGUAUGAGCCUGUGAUUCCGCCAUGGCGACCCCAUGAUCCAGUCGCGACGCCCUUCGGCCCAGCACGCUUCCUUCGUGCCCACGCGGCUGGUGCCAUCGCAGUCGUUACCUUGCAAAGUGUGAGUCCGACAAGUGGAGUUCAAGCGUACAUCCAAGCUAGCCAGGUGCACUUUGCCUACAACGAACGAAGGACGGGCCACUGACGAGUGUGCGAGCGAGCAACGAGCCCUGCCUGACGUCAUUCGCGUUCGGUCCAGACUGUAGGCACAUGAUGGACUCGUCGGCGAGAGUAGGGCUUUCCGAUGGAUGCACCAUUCCGUCCACAGAUGAAAUGAAUGGCUCUGACAUGACUCGUUCGACUUGAGAGCAAGAAGUCCUUCGUCAAAGGGAAGGAAGGCUGAUGCGCGGGCAAUUCUGGACAGCCAUGAACUGAAUACAGAUAUUUAUUGUGGAGCACGAUAAAAUAGAUGAAACACUCACGCGACACCGUCGAGAGAGUCGACGAGAAACUUUUCA
Aphanomyces invadans is the source of this 4917-nucleotide messenger RNA. RefSeq lists its product as hypothetical. Lineage: Eukaryota; Oomycota; Saprolegniomycetes; Saprolegniales; Verrucalvaceae. The record is from RefSeq and is a predicted model, not a curated record. The transcript is spliced from 11 exons. Gene Ontology annotation, cellular component: WASH complex. Bases 15 to 4265 code for a protein of 1416 amino acids.